UAUUGCUUCGACUUUUUCGGCAAUUUGCUCUCGUCCUCCAUUAUCGCACCUACUACCAAUACUAUACUUCCCCGGAGUUUUUUUAAAUGGAUGAUCGCCGGAGACCUUCAAAGGCACACCGACCAGAUCGGUCGGAUCCGUCACUGGCACCGGAGUCAACUGUCUCCGCCAAGGCAUCGGAUGCACUCCCGCUCCCUCUUUACGUCACCAACGCUAUUUUCUUCACACUUUUCUUCUCGGUGGCGUACUAUCUUCUUCUCCGGUGGCAGGACAAGAUUCGUAACUCCGUUCCCCUUCACAUCGUCACUUUCUGUGAACUGGCUGCUAUUCUCUCUCUCGUCGCCUCCUUUAUAUACCUCCUUGGUUUCUUUGGUAUCGACUUUGUCCAGUCAUUCAUUGUACGCGCAUCCAAUGAAGCUUGGGACCUUGCCGACGAAGAAAGCGAUGUUGUUGACGAUCAUCGUCACCGGCUGCUGAUUUGCUCUCCCUCUGUCUUCGACCAUCUGAUUCCGACUUUCUCCUCCGCGGAAGACGAAGAAAUCGUGGAUUUAGUUAUCAAAGGAACAAUCCCUUCAUACGCUCUCGAAGAGAAACUUGGAGACUGCAAAAGAGCGGUUCACAUUCGAAGGGAGGCGUUGCAGAGAAUCACUGGAAGGUCAUUGCAAGACUUACCUUUAGAUGGCUUCGAUUACAACUCUAUUUUGAAGCAGUGCUGCGAAAUGCCGGUGGGAUACGUGCAGGUUCCAGUGGGGAUUGCAGGGCCAUUACUGCUCGAUGGUUUUGAGUACACUGUUCCAAUAGCUACCACUGAGGGCUGCUUGGUUGCAAGCACUAACCGAGGAUUUAAGGGUAUAUAUGCCUCUGGUGGAGCCGUCAGCACCAUUUUGAAGGAUGGUAUGACGAGAGCUCCGGUUGUCAGGUUCGCCUCUGCUGCUAGAGCUUGCCAUCUCAAGUUUUUCCUCGAGGAUCCUUCAAAUUUUCAGACAUUGGCCAACGAAUUCAACCAGUCAAGUAACUUUGCAAGACUUCAGGGUGUCCAAUGUUGUGUUGCUGGCAAAAAUCUCUACAUGAGAUUUAGCUGCUUCACCGGAGAUGCUAUGGGGAUGAACAUGGUUUCCAAGGGGGUUGAAAACGUCCUUAAAUACCUUAAAAGCGAUUAUCCGGACAUGGAUGUUAUCGGUAUCUCCGGAAACUUUUGUUCGGACAAGAAACCUGCUGCUGUCAACUGGAUUGAAGGGCGAGGCAAAUCGGUGGUAUGUGAAGCAAUUAUUAAAGAAGAGGUACUGAAGAAGGUUUUCCGGACCGAUGUUGCUAUGCUUGUAGAGCUCAACAUGCUAAAAAACCUUGCCGGUUCUGCUGUUGCCGGUGCUCUCGGUGGAUUUAAUGCUCAUGCAAGCAACAUUGUCUCCGCUAUCUUCAUAGCAACCGGACAGGAUCCGGCUCAAAAUGUCGAAAGCUCUCAUUGCAUUACCAUGAUGGAAGCCGUUAAUGAUGGGAAAGACCUUCACAUAUCUGUGACUAUGCCUUCCAUUGAGGUGGGAACCGUAGGGGGUGGCACUCAACUUGCAUCACAGUCUGCAUGUCUGAAUUUGCUUGGGGUGAAGGGUGCAAGUAAAGAAUUGCCAGGCUCGAACUCGAGGCUCUUGGCAACAAUUGUGGCCGCCUCGGUUCUGGCCGGGGAACUUUCUUUGAUGGCUGCAAUUGCCAGUGGUCAGCUUGUCAAGAGUCACAUGAAAUAUAAUCGAUCCAGCAAAGACGUAUCCAAAGUUGCAUCAUAAGAUCAAAGGUCGCGUCGAGCUUAAAGAACUCUAACAGGCCACCAAGUUUAUGUUGCAGUGCUAGGAAGAGGGUGGAUAGAAGUAUGACAUUCAUGUGCAUUUUUCCGGGAUAAGAACAUCUACCGAAUCAUCGAUCUUUUACCGAUCCGGAAGUGUUCCCCACUGAAAACGUCCACUCUUCUUCUAUCCGUGUGGAUCUUAAUUGCCCAUUCUGUGUAUAACCGAUCUGGAACUAAGAUGUAUGGCUUUGGAACAUUUGGUUUUUGCGUGUGUAUGUAUUGUGGAAAGGAUUAAGAACUCGCUAAAGAAUUCAAUUGACUACGCAAUGAUUUAUUGCGGU
Molecule: messenger RNA, 2118 nt
Organism: Hibiscus syriacus
Lineage: Eukaryota; Viridiplantae; Streptophyta; Magnoliopsida; Malvales; Malvaceae
Product: 3-hydroxy-3-methylglutaryl-coenzyme A reductase 1-like
Exons: 3
Coding region: 87-1778 (563 amino acids)
Biological process (GO): sterol biosynthetic process; coenzyme A metabolic process; isoprenoid biosynthetic process
Cellular component (GO): endoplasmic reticulum membrane; peroxisomal membrane
Molecular function (GO): hydroxymethylglutaryl-CoA reductase (NADPH) activity; protein binding
Source: RefSeq, a predicted model, not a curated record